This is a messenger RNA of Magnusiomyces paraingens, 1473 nucleotides long. RefSeq lists its product as uncharacterized. The transcript has a single exon. The record is from RefSeq and is a predicted model, not a curated record. Lineage: Eukaryota; Fungi; Ascomycota; Dipodascomycetes; Dipodascales; Dipodascaceae. Bases 1 to 1473 code for a protein of 490 amino acids.
AUGGCAAAAAAACAGUCUUCGGUCGCCGUGACCGCAACAACUGCAAUCGGAAAACCUAUGCCUCCAAACGGCCAGGUUUCUUCGCUUAUUCUUCCUAACGUUCUUGUCCCAUACAUUUGGCCAACCUCGCCAGCCUCCUUCUGUACCGGCGUCGUUGUUGGUCUUAUUGUCGCGUUUUUAAGACCAAUAAUUGAGUUCUAUGUCGAUGUCGGCGCGUCCUACAUUGCUGUUUGCAUGCGCUUCAUUCUCAUCUGGGGCUCUGUCGCAUUCAUUGCCUGGCUUGUUUUGCGCGUUCUACAACAAACUAGUGCAGCCACACUCGUCAUUAACCCCUCGGCCAAAAAGGCAGCUAAUCAGCAAGAACAGUACGAAGAAGAUCAAAACUUACAAGACGAAGAUGCUGAAGACACCUCCAGUUACCCACAAACUUCCCCUCAGCAACAACUGUUGAAGCUUCAACAACAACAACAACAACAACAGUCUCAACUCUACUCGGGAAUUCUGCCCCUUCCGCUCCCGGAACCUCCAACUGCUCAACAACAACUCCAGGCCCAGCUGCGAUUACAGUCGCGCUCGCUUCACAACCUCAAACAUCAACAACAAGGUACCAUUUAUGACAUAAGUCCGAGUAACCAACCCCCGGUUCUCCAACUUUAUGAGCGUGGAUCGCCAGAUAUUGAAUUCACUCAAGGACCCCCAGGUACUACCAUUGCAUAUCAGCCUUCUGUCGCGUCCGGAUCCCCUCCUAUGGCAUCCACUACUCAUCUUUACGUUCCCACGACCACACUGACCUCAGGAGGCCAGGUCAUGUCUUCUGCUGCGUCCGUUUUUUCUGACAUCACACUGUCUUCUGGCAGCAGUGGCCAGUCGUCCGGCAGCGCCGGAAGUGCCAACUACUACACACCGCCAAUUCAACAGCAACAACAACAACAGUACAACCCCUAUAACCAAAAAGCUCCGUCGCCAGCUCCAGUUGUCACUCGUCGCAUCGUUAACCAUUAUCCAACCGCUGAAGAUGGUUACAUGAUGAUGCACACGGCAAAGUCACGCAGCUCAUCGCCUUCACGGCCUUCACCUGUACGUAAGGCCGUUCCGGGUCCUUCUGUCGCUGCAGCUGCCAACGCACUCAACCAAGCAUCUGCGACAUCUGCCAAUGCAGCCGCAACGACAGGCUACACACGUACUGCCCGUGCCGCUUCACCUGUACGUCGGACUGUUGUUGGCGGCGUUGCUCCAUCGUCUCCCACUAAGUACAGCUCUAUGGAGCCUCGUAUAGUGACCAUGGAGGAUGAGGAUAGUACGCAACAACAGGCAUACAGACCUUAUCCUUCACGCGUCCAGCAGAUCCAGGCCAUUUAUAGCAGUGCGGCCGGGUCUGAUGCUCCAGGAAAAGAAAACUACCACCCAGAAAAUGUCACUAUUCUUGAAAAGCCGGCUGGUCAAACCGCUUUCAGGAUGAAACGUCGACCAUAA